GACGCGUCGGUGGGGACGGUGGUGGCGCUGCUGAGCGUGUCGGACCGGGACUCGGGGGCGAACGGGCGGGUGCGCUGCGCGGUGUGGCCGGCGGCGCCGUUCGGUCUGGUGGCGACGUUCGCGGGCUCGUACUCGCUGGUGCUGCGGGAGGCGCUGGACCGGGAGCGGGUGUCGGAGUACGAGGUGGAGGUGCGGGCGGAGGACGGCGGGGCGCCGCCGCUGCGCGCCAGCCGCGGGCUGCGGGUGCCGGUGUCGGACGUGAACGACAACGCGCCGGCGUUCGCGCAGGCCGUGUACACGGUGCUGGCGCGGGAGAACAACGCGGCGGGCGCGGAGCUGGCGCGGCUGUGGGCGCGGGACCCGGACGAGGCGGGCAACGGGCGCGUGAGCUACUCGGUGGCGGAGGGCGGCGCGGGCGCGGGGUCGGGCUCGGGGUGGCGCCCGGCGUCGAGCUACGUGUCGGUGGACGCGGAGAGCGGGCGUCUGUGGGCGCUGCGGCCCCUGGACUACGAGGAGCUGCAGGUGCUGCAGUUCGAGGUGCGGGCGGUGGACGCGGGCGAGCCGCCGCUGUGCGGCAACGCCACGGUGCAGCUCUUCGUGGUGGACGAGAACGACAACGCGCCGGCGCUGCUCCCGCCUGCCGGCGGCGGGCCGGGGCCCUGGUCUGCGGGCGAGGCGUCGGCGUGGGCGCCGGGGUCGCUGUGGGCGUGGGCGGCGUGGGGGGCGCCGGCGGGGCAGGUGGUGGCGAAGAUCCGCGCGGUGGACGCGGACUCGGGCUACAACGCGUGGCUGCGCUACGAGCUGUGGGAGCCGCGGGGCAAGGGCCCGUUCCGCGUGGGGCUGUACAGCGGCGAGGUGAGCACGGCGCGGGCGCUGGAGGAGGCGGACGGCCCGCGGCAGAGGCUGCUGAUCGUGGUGCGGGACCACGGGGAGCCGUCGCGCUCGGCCACGGCCACGCUGAGCGUGUCGCUGGUGGAGGGCGCCGAGGCGGCGCUGGCGGCGGCGGGGGCGGGCUCGUCGGGGGCGGGGCUGCGUCCGGCGGCGGGCGCGGAGGGCGGCGCGGCGGCGGCGGCGGCGGCGACGAACGUGUGGCUGGUGGUGGCCAUCUGCGCGGUGUCGAGCCUGUUCCUGCUGGCGGUGGUGCUGUACGGGGCGUCGCGCUGGGCGCCGCGGGCGGCCGUGCUGUCGGGUCCCGGGCCGGCGACGCUGGUGUGCGCCAGCGAGGUGGGCAGCUGGUCGUACUCGCAGCGGCAGAGCCGGAGCCUGUGCGUGGCGGACGGCGCGGGCAAGAGCGACCUGAUGGUUUUCA
Molecule: messenger RNA, 1309 nt
Organism: Oxyura jamaicensis (ruddy duck)
Lineage: Eukaryota; Metazoa; Chordata; Aves; Anseriformes; Anatidae
Product: protocadherin alpha-3-like
Exons: 1
Biological process (GO): homophilic cell-cell adhesion
Cellular component (GO): plasma membrane
Molecular function (GO): calcium ion binding
Source: RefSeq, a predicted model, not a curated record